Messenger RNA from Anopheles nili, 968 nucleotides. RefSeq names its product dynactin subunit 5 (gene DCTN5-p25). NCBI's taxonomy places the organism in Eukaryota, Metazoa, Arthropoda, Insecta, Diptera, Culicidae. The coding region runs from base 235 to 795 and encodes 186 amino acids. The transcript is spliced from 3 exons. The record is from RefSeq and is a predicted model, not a curated record.
AAAACAAAACAGUAAAUUGUUUACCAUUUUUUCACCAAAUCGACUUUAAUUAAAACCUUCUACUUCCGGUGCGUAUGCACGUGCAGACCCCGAUGCGCACUGGAACAACGAAUUGAGUAAGCCGUAUCACGGAACAUAGAAUCCAUCGUGGAAUGACGUCAGCUAAACAGAAGGAGAAGAAGCAAAUUUCCACCUGUUAAGGCAAUCUAACUUCCACCGCGCACAUUCGCCACGAUGGAUGCCCUCAACACUUACUACAGCAAGGAAGAAUAUGUCGAGACCGCCUCCGGGAACAAGGUCAGCCGGCAAACGAUUCUGUGCGGGUCGCAAAACAUCGUCCUGCACGGCAAGGUAAUCGUGCAGAGUGGGGCCAUCAUACGCGGGGAUCUGGCCGCAGUACGCACCGGCCGGUACUGCGUCAUCUCGAAGGGUUCGGUGGUGCGGCCACCGUACAAGCAGUUCAGCAAAGGGGUUGCCUUUUUUCCGCUACAAAUCGGCGACCAUGUGUUCAUCGGGGAAGGUGCCGUCGUGUCCGCUUCAGCGAUCGGGUCGUACGUUUACAUCGGCAAAAACGCCGUAAUAGGCCGUCGCUGCGUGCUAAAGGAUAACUGCAUCAUCGAAGACGGCGCUGUGGUGCCGCCGGAAACUACGAUCGCAAGCUACAUGCGUUACACCGCCGACGGCAGGAUCGAAGGAGGCCAAGGGAAUCCCGAUUUUGUACCCCACGCCAUGCUGGAUCUGAUGAUGGAGUUCACCAAAUCGUACUACGACCACUUCCUGCCGGCGGCCAACUGACGGCAGCGUGAACUCUCGGCCCGUCCGAGAGCUCCUCGAGUGCAGUGAGUCGCGCGUUCUCGUUAGUUAGCUUGGCUUUCCGUGUUGCCGUAGCGAUCCAUAAUCACCGCACACUACUAUGUCAUCUAAGCCUAUGAAUAUGUAUUUAUUGGACAUUACAACAAUUAUAUACC